Stegodyphus dumicola is the source of this 1371-nucleotide messenger RNA. RefSeq names its product nuclear factor NF-kappa-B family member relish (gene Rel). Gene Ontology annotation, biological process: regulation of DNA-templated transcription; signal transduction. Gene Ontology annotation, cellular component: cytoplasm. Gene Ontology annotation, molecular function: DNA-binding transcription factor activity, RNA polymerase II-specific; RNA polymerase II cis-regulatory region sequence-specific DNA binding; protein binding. Lineage: Eukaryota; Metazoa; Arthropoda; Arachnida; Araneae; Eresidae. The record is from RefSeq and is a predicted model, not a curated record.
AUGAACAUCAGCAAAACAGCCAUUCAAGGAAUCAUUUGUGGGAUGGAAAUCAAUGAAUAUAUUGAAAACAGAAUGUAUUUCAGAUCGGUUUAUAACCAGAAAUCAUCUGUUGCUGGGGAGUUAAAAAUACAUCGUUUAAGUAGAGUGUCUGGCAGCUGCCAAGGAGGGGAUGAAGUUAUUCUGUUAUGUGACAGAGUGCGGAAAGAAGAUAUACGUGUAAAGUUUUUCGAAGUCGACGAACAUUAUAAUGAAGUAUGGACAGAUCAAGGAACAUUUAACUUGGCAGAUGUACAUUACCAAGUUGCUAUUACUUUUAAAACACCUCCAUACCAAAGUAAUGUAGAAAAAGAUGUAAAAAUUCAGCUAUACAGAAUAACUGACGGUGCAGUCAGUGAGCCGAGAGAUUUCAAGUACCUACCAGAUGAGGAAGAUUUUGCAAGUGUAGCUAAAAAAAGGAAAAAACCCAAUCCUAGUCAUAAUUUCCCUGCUAGUACUCAGAUUUCUGUUGCUGGAAAUAUGAUUGAUAAAAAAUAUGAACAUUUGUCUUCGGAUGGUAAUGCAGAAGCUCCGAGUGCUUUAAGUGCAAACAGUUUGAUUGAACCAGGAAAUGAAGCUAUGCAAGAAAGCUACUCAAUGCGUCAAAGUGGUGAAGACAUUGGUUUACAUUCACAAAAUGAAGAAGAUCUGAAUAAAAAUGUGACUGAACUUUUAGCUGAGUUUCUUCCAAAACUGUCUGAAGAUCUUGUCGAUAAUGAUGUAACUUUUUUUGAUCCAACUUAUUUUGAUGAUUUGAAUAUUGACAAUACAGACAGUAACCUUCAUAUUGAUGGAGCAGUUGCAAAAGUGGCAUCUCUAUCAUUAAAUGAUAAUAGUAGAAAAGUUGUCAACUGGAAACCAGAGAGUACCCAUAAGUGCCUUCGAGAACUUAUAGCUUGUAUCCUUCAAACUGGAGAUGUUAAUUCUUUAUUACUCUCUGUUCAAAAUAUUAUACCUCUGCAAGAUGAUCACGGAAACUCUUUACUCCAUAUAGCAGUCAGUAGCCAGAAUGUUAACUUGAAAAUAAUCCAACAUUUGUUAAAUGUCAUUUCAGAAGAUGUUGUGAAUUUGAAGAAUAAAUGCAAAGAGACAGCACUUCAUUUAGCUGUAAAACUAAACAAGGAAAAAGUAUUAAAACUUCUUCUCCAGAAGGGAGGAGAUCCAAACAUACCUAACCAAGAUGGAAAUAAUUGUUUGCAUAUAGCAGCAAAAAGUGAUUUUGUUUUAUGCAUGAAAGAACUACUGCAUGCAACAAAAUGUUCUUAUUUUCAUGCUCUGAAUGCCCAUAAUUACGAAGGCAAGUAUAUUUAUAUUUUAUAAUGAUAGCUGCUGCUU